CUGUUGGUGCCCUAGAGGAUACAUUUUGUGCAGCGAAGAAGACGUUUUAGAUGUACAAGGCAAACUGAACGAAAUUAAAAAUAAGCAUGAAAGAAGUCUAGUAACCCCAUUAUGGAUGAAGAGACUAUGUGACAAUUCAAAUGAUGUAGGUUUUAAAAGUAUGUCUGUUGUUAUAGAUUACGAAUUAGCAGUAUUAUGUAAAGACGGAAGUAAUAAAGAUUAUGCUGAUUUUGAAAUUAUUGGGGCGUCUGGAUAUAUUACAGGAGAAGAAAUGAUUGAGGAACAAAAAAGAAACCCUUGGUAUGUUCCACGUAAAUGUACUGUCAAUAAUUUUUACUUAUGUAGAAAAGUAGAAAAUGAUAAUGUCAAUUGUUCAUAUACUCCUUGGUCAGAUUGGAGUGCCUGUAAAAAUAAUACACAAAAAAGAUAUAGAAAAGUACGCCGAUCAAAUCAAAAUAAUGAAAAUUUUUGUUUGUGGAAUGACAAAAUUGUUCCCAGAAAUAUAAUGGAACAAACGCGUUCAUGUUAA
Messenger RNA from Plasmodium reichenowi, 529 nucleotides. Its product is annotated as secreted protein with altered thrombospondin repeat domain, putative. Lineage: Eukaryota; Apicomplexa; Aconoidasida; Haemosporida; Plasmodiidae. The transcript has a single exon. The annotation marks the transcript as partial. The record is from RefSeq and is a predicted model, not a curated record.